AUGGCCUUCCUGCCGUGGACUUUACUCGCACUCCUCAGCCUAGGCUCUGUCUCGGUCCGAGAGAGCUUGGAAGAGUUCAAUGACGAGGCGACGAGGCAUGGGGCCAGUCACGAAGGCGAAGCCUCCAGACUAGGCAGCGCUUCCUGGCACAGGAGCGGCGGCGACAGUGAACCACCAAAGGUGAAGAGCGCGGAUGCGCAGGGCAAAGUGGAGAGCAAUGAGGAUGAUAGGAGCCAUGGCAUGGUGGGAGGAUAUUCAGGGAGCCCUCUAAGUGUACAACGUGAAGGGUCCGAGCUCGGAACCUUCGAGUCCGAACACCGGUUCAAAGGAAACUUUUCCGGGUAG
This is a messenger RNA of Symbiodinium natans, 345 nucleotides long. The record is from the annotation of a GenBank genome assembly. Lineage: Eukaryota; Dinophyceae; Suessiales; Symbiodiniaceae.